Messenger RNA from Pelmatolapia mariae (spotted tilapia), 3522 nucleotides. RefSeq names its product Bardet-Biedl syndrome 10 (gene bbs10). The record is from RefSeq and is a predicted model, not a curated record. Bases 125 to 2143 code for a protein of 672 amino acids. Gene Ontology annotation, biological process: chaperone-mediated protein complex assembly. Gene Ontology annotation, molecular function: ATP binding; ATP-dependent protein folding chaperone. The transcript has 5 exons. NCBI's taxonomy places the organism in Eukaryota, Metazoa, Chordata, Actinopteri, Cichliformes, Cichlidae.
AUUUUUGGCUCGAUACACUAGGUGGAAGCAGCGAUUUCUAAUCCAAGGUACCUCAACCAAAGAAGAAGCUGAGAGGCGAGCGAUCCUUUCUAACUAACGCCUGUGCUCAUUCCUGGGAGAAAGGAUGCCGCCAUUGGGGCACUUGCACAUGGAACAUGUCCUGCAGGCAGUCAGUGUCUUGGAGGCGGUCAUCCUUCGCAGUUUUGGCCCUGAAGGAGGACAGGUGCUGUUCACACGAGACACAGGACAGGCAAUGUUGAGCCGCAGUGGGACACGCAUUCUCACGGCACUACAUCUGGAGCAUCCGUUGGCCAGGAUGGUGGUGGAGUGUGUCUGGAAGCAUAGCUCUGCAACAGGCGAUGGAUCCAAAACCUUUAUCCUGCUGCUGGCAUCAUUGCUACGGUUGAUUCAUGCAGCAGCCAGCAAGGCGUCUAAUGUGUCUCACUCUUAUAGCUCAACAAAAGCAGCAGAGGCUGCCACUGCCAGACACUUGGCUGACAAACUGCUAGCAUUUGGGUUGAAGGAGUUGGAUGAGCUCAUUGCUACGGGAGUGGUCCCUUAUGGAGGCUGCAUUUCGUGGGAAGAUUUCACUGUAGAAGCACAAACGCCGUCUCUCACAAACAAUCUCUGUGUUCAAAAGCUGCUAAGAUCAUUUUUUCACACACGCUGUGGUUACACGCACUGUGACUUCAGUAGUCACCUAACAUGUGAGCUGCUCAGUCACUGGAAGUUUAAAAAUCAACUACCUUCAUUCUCUCUGCAGCUUGUAAGCAACUACUUCCCUGCCCUCCAUACACCUGUGUCGGGCUUUCCUGUCCGCUCUUCACGUUUAAUCGAGGGGCAGGUAAUCCACAGGGACUUUGCCACGCCACCGCUUAAGACUGACCACCAGCCAGUUAAAGCUGUAGUUCUCACUGGGUCACUGCAACCAACAUUGCUCAGCACAGGAGACGUGCUUGAGUUGGGAUAUGGAGGCAGAAUGAAGGAGGAGAGAAGUAUUUUACACUUUAGCUCCUGGAUGGAAAGCUCACUGCAGGGUGUUAUUGCGAAGCUGCAGACUUUGGGUGUUUGUGUGCUUCUGUCUGCAGUAAAACAGUCUGCUGCUGUCCUGGCUUUAGCCACACAGGCAGAGAUGUGCCUUGUGGAGUGUGUCAGUGAAGAUGAACUUUCUCUGUUUUCCCAGCUAAGUGGAACUACCCCAAUCUGGGACUGUUCGAUGAUUGAAUCAGAGCACGUAGCCACACUGGCUUUUUGCCGGCCGAUACAGCUCGGAGCCCACAGGUAUGUCCAUGUGGCUUUCCAGGACUCAGAAGAAAGAAUCACCAUCAAACCCUGCAGUCUGAUCAUCUGUGCCCCAGGGGAAGGACAGAUUGAACAGUAUGCAUGUGCUUUACAAGAUGCCAUUUGCAUGCUACUUAGAACUUGGGAACCCAUGCAUGCAGCUGCAACCACAACAUCAAAGAGUACCCUGCAGUCGCAUAAAAGCGCAUCUUUACAUACAGACAAUCUGACCGAGCAAACCACAUACAGAUCCACCGCUAUACAGCCCAUUCAAAAGUGUGUGUUAAAGCCAGGCUGUGUUAUAUCUGCUGGUGGGUUAUUUGAGCUUCUCUUACACUAUGCCCUCCUACAACAUGGACAUAGUUGCUCAGUUUCUCCUGACCUAAAUAUAGAUGCUUCUGUUUCCCAGCUCUUGGCAAAUGCCCUACUGAGCGUGCCUCAAAAGAUUUACUCUCACAGUCCGCACCAUUUCCUGGAGUCUCAAAGAAGGGUCAUAAGUUUUGUAAGUAAGUUUCCAAAUUAUUCCCACCCUCUUAGCCUUGUAUAUAAACGAGAAAAUACUAUAAGCCCUAUACAGGCCGAAGGGCCUCUGGGGGAUGGUAAACUAAGCUUGCAUUGUUGUAGAGAGGGUGACAAAUUGUCAAAAGUUUCAGAGUUGGACCUGGGCCUUGAAUCUGUCUCCUGUAAAUACCAGCUACUGCUUGCUGUAUUGCAGUGUGUCGCAAGUCUCCUUAAGGUGGACACUAUCCUGCCUACACACACUGCUUUACACACACAGUCGCGUAGACUCGCCAGGACUUCCUGGGAGGGUACAGAGGACGAAGGGUCACGGGGGAACUGGAGCCUGUCCCAGCUACCAUAACGCAAGAGGCAGGGUACACCCUGAACAGGUCGCCAGUCUGUUGCAGGGCUAACACAUAGAGACAGACAACCAUUCACACUUACAUUCAAACCUAUGGACAGUUUAGAAUGAUCAAUUAACCUAACCCCGCUAACUGCAUGUCUUGACUGCAUGACUGUGGGAGGAAGCCGGAGAAAAUGCAGAGAACCCCUGCAAACACAAGGAGAACAUACAAAAUCCACACAGAAAGGCCCCGGCCAGGUGGUGGCAACUCAGGAACAUCUUAUUGUGAGGCAACCAGUGCUAAUCACCUUGCCACCGUGUAUAUUUUGUUCCAAUGAAAUAUAUUUUUAUUGCAAGUCACAGAUGGUAUUUUCAGUUUUAUGACCAUGUUGUGGUUGGUUGCAGUUUCUGUGGCAGUAAAAUGUUAAAGUGGUCUAUAGCAUCCUGUCCUGAAUCAAGGCAAGGUCUGGCAGUAAAAAAGAAGGCAUAAAACACUGUUGUGAUACGGAAUGUGCAGUUGCUAAAUAUUUUUAUCUGUUGCAAACCUUCCAAGCGAGAAUGUGUUAAUGCCUUUUUUUUCUCAGUAUUAUUCAUAUUCAUAGAUUUUCUCUAAAAUUUCUCCUCCUUUUCUAUUUUCCUGGCCUAUUCCCUUGCUAGUUUGUCCCUUACACAAACAGUUUCAAUACAGAUCACCUCAAAAAAAUACACAGUCCUUUUUUAUAAUCAGUGUUAUCUCCAAAAAACGACUGAGGCAUUUAGAAGGGCAACACCCGGCUGUCAACAACCAAAUCAUAGCAUGCUUCCUUGUGCUGUAAUCAGAGGAACACAAACUCUAUUUACUUCUAUACUCGCCUCUUUUUAGAUGGAAACUGUGAGUCAUUCAGACAUUAACUAGUCAUACUGUUUACCGUAACUACCGUGUCAUUAGUUUUGAAGACAAAAAUUUUCCAUAAAAUAUUUGUAACAGCACAAUUAAGAAACAAAGACACUUCUUGUCUUUGUUUGUGUUCUAAGAGAGUCAGUCAGCUGAUAGCUGCCAAUAUCAAAGAAGGGGAAGCUGAGGGAGUUUUCCCAAUGUUUUUUUUUCUUUUUCCUACUGCGAAAAAGGAAACAAGCUUGAGUGUAGCUGUCAUUGUUGUCAGUCCUAUGGAGACACCUACGCACGUCUAACUCUUGCAGCAUGCUGUAUCGUGAGCAGCUAAAUCUAAAGUGUAAAUAAGGCUCAGUCUAACAGUGAAUCAGUGUGACUCUUAAAUUUUCAUUGUAGUUAUGAAUCUUACCAAGUGACCUAAGAACAGGUGCAGUUAAAUGUUCUCCAACUUGUUUACUAUUACAGUGUAUGGGAAUAAUUGCAGGUCAUAUUAUUUUAUGGUCCACUUUUAUUUCUCUAUUUAAAU